UUCCGUCCGGUGCGGUUCGAGACGGUCGUCUGUCUUGGUCCGGUUCUGUGGUCGUACACACGCGUUCGAAGUAUCGCCGUAGUAGUAGGGAAGCUGCGUGCCGCGUGGUCGGUUCUCGCAAAGCAGUGGAGAGAGAGAAAAAAAACCACGUAAUGUUCGGGAAAAACGGCUACGCAGUGACAGAUAUUUUGCGAAUGUGUGUAUGCAUUUGAUGGAAGUGUAGUAUAGUUUUAGGCUUGCUCCAAUAUCCGAUGCGAUGUCCGGCAAAUUGGUGGUGGUGGUCCUGCACAUACCUCAGCACUUCGCCUCAAGCUUCUAUCAAUCAACCAACACCCAAAAAAAAAAACCCAAGCGUUCCGUAGCAUUCCCGCUAGUUUCGCUCUUCUCUAUCAACCGUUGACGGCGGUUCAGGCUGUUCCUCGAUGGCCGGACCGAGCCUUGCUGAUAGCGUUCUCUUUCGAUGUUUCCUGCAGUGUUCGGGGGCCGUACUACGUGCCUAAGGAUUGUUUGCCCGAGUGUAACGCCGGAGUGGCAAAAUCUACCCUGUAGCACCGAGAACUGACCCGGGUGCGUACAAAGUUCUGUACCUUCGUCGGUGGAGCUAGCCUCUGCCAUAGGUAAAGUGCUCCUCCGUACUUCCGUAGCACAUCAUAUGUGCUUGUGUAGUGUUUCCCUCUGUGUGUGUGUGUGUGGGAAUGUAUAGAAGAAUGAAAAGUGUAAAAUAGUACCAUUGUAAGUGCCAAAGUGUCAGUAAGUCGAGAGGAGUCCGCAGUGAUUCGAGUGCAAUAUACCCGCUGAAGCGGUAAUAGUGAGUCUGUGUGUGUGUGUGUGGGGUGUGGAAGAAAGUCAUCCACAUCACCAAAAAAUUAUCAUCCUCCUUAUUUGUUCCAUCACGAACGAUAACACCCGAGACGACACAGACUCGGACAUUUUGUGUCGCCUGCUUUCGUGGACAUCGACCAUCUUGCAGCUUCAAACUAAGGCAGGAGACCUUAACGACAUCAACGAGCCGGAGCAACAAUCAAAAGCGUAACGCGACAGCGAUCAAGUUUCGUGCGUGCAACGAAAUCAGAUUUUCUUCUCAACAUUAGUGUUCUUGGAGUAAAGUGAAUGCUCUUAUGUACAAAAUAGAAAAGAACCAAGUGCUUAAAAGUGUUAAAAAUAAGCGUCCCGUGUCACUAGUUUCUUUCAACCGAAGUUCAUCAGAUCGGUGUUACUAGGUGUGUCCCCGCUAUCACUUUCUCACGGAAUCUAUCGCUUACACCCUAGGCCCGGAAUGCCCGUUAAUCGUAGGUUCAUCCAUCAAGGCCACCCGGUACAAGUGCGCACGGUUAGCGGUACAGAACACACUCCAGUUGCGUCGACCGACGUGUGAGUGUAUAGUGAGGUGGCGAUGCAACGUUUGCAAACCGUGCUAGCUAGCGCCAUCUGGCGCCGGUUGCUAGUGGUAGCGUUCGUGCUACUGGUACAGCUGGUUGACAGUGGCCAGAUGGAGGAGCUUCAGCUGCGCAGUUCGGGCACUGGCACGACACGGUUUCGGGGCGGCACAUCCGACACAUCGGGUAACGGUCGACAGCAGGGUGGACCGGCACCGAUGUACGCGGUGAACGAUAUCGAGUGUCCGAGCUUUGCUGAAAAUUCCGCCUGUCCGUGUUACAAAUUUGAAGAUGGCAUCUUUCUCGAGUGUCCGGGCAUCACGUUUGCGGCGCUGCGUUCAACACUGCAAGUCAUCUCGUCCCCGAUACAGUCACUGUCCGUGUAUGACUUUGACCGGUCGGUGAAGACACUUACGGCCGACCUGUUCCAGGGUUCAUCGUCGACCAGCGUCGGAAUGGGUUCGGAGCUAGUGGUCGGCGCGAACGUGAGCAUUCGACACCUGCAGUUCUCCCAUUCGAGCCUGCAGCAACUUAAGCAGAACAGUCUGCUACCGUUGCGCUCGCAUCUGGAGAGUCUUAGCAUUAUCAACGGCAAGUUGACACAGGUUCCUUCAAAAGCGAUCGUAGGUCUUAAGAAGCUAAUGGUGCUAGAUCUGGAUGCAAACGAGAUUACCACUCUGGACGAUUAUGCGUUCCAUGGUCUGCACCUGGUGAAGCUUAAUCUUAAGAGUAACCAGAUCGAGCGUGUUCCCACCAACGCUCUGGCCGGCUUGGAAGAGUCGCUAGCCGAGCUGGAUCUGUCCGAGAACCGGUUGCGCCAGUUUCCGACCUUAGCUCUCCGUCAGCUAGAAAAUCUUCGUCUGGUGCGUCUCUCAAUGAAUGAGAUUGCUUCGCUGCAACCGGACGACACCUACACACGGUUUGGGUCGCUCUCGUUCCUUGAUCUCAGCCUCAACAACUUCGUGGAGCUGUACGCAGAUAUUUUCGGUGCAUUUCCAUACCUGAAGACGCUUUCUCUGUACAACAACUUCAUCGAAACCGUGCACCGGGAUGCGUUCGUGUCCUUGCACGAGCUUCAAUCGCUCGAUCUCAGUCACAAUCGGAUCGUGUACCUGGACCCGGAUGUGUUUGCCGGCAAUCGACGGCUCCACACGGUCGAUCUGAGCCGCAAUCACGUGCACUACGUGAGUGGAGUGUUUGCCAACCUUCCAGUGCUGAGGGAAGUGUUUCUUAGCGAAAACAAUCUGCUCGAACUGACGGACGAUUGCUUCGCCAACUCGACCGGUGUAAAGGUGCUCUAUCUCGAGCACAACGCGCUGCAACGGUUGGACGGUGAAGCGCUCGCUUCGCUCGCAAAUCUCGAGCAGCUCUUCCUAAGCCACAACUUGUUGGAGAAAAUUCCGGUCCAGUUUUUCGAAUCGACUCCAGGCCUUACGUCACUGGCGCUCGACGCAAACGCACUGAUCGAGCUGGACGAGCGGCUGUUUCGACGGCAGGUGAAGCUGCGCGAGCUACGCCUCAACGGGAAUCGCUUGCGACAGAUUCGGGCGGGUCUGUUUGCACCGGCUACGGAUCUGAUGGAGCUGCACCUGCAGAACAACGAGCUGCGGGUGAUUGAGCGCGGUGCACUGAGAGGCUGUCCCCAGCUGCAGUACGUGAACCUGCAGGAUAACGUGCUGGAGGAGUUGGACGCGGUGUUCGCGGGCGGACCACCACACUCACCGGCCCACUCGCCCCUGAUGGCGGUUACGACGCACGGUAAGCUUAUCAGCACGAAAGGUGAUGCAAUACCGGAUGAGCUGCAGAGCGUGAGUGAAUCGGCACUGCUUUCGAUUCAGCUGAGCGGGAACUCUUUGCGACAUCUGCACGCCCAAGCGUUCCGUGGACAGACGAGCGUACAGAUGGUGUGGCUAGAGCACAAUCAGCUCCGUGCGCUCGAUAGGCUUCUGUUCGCCGAGACGGUUCAUCUGGAGAAGCUGUAUCUGCGAAAUAACUCACUGCUCGCCCUGGAGCCGGGUACGUUCGAUGCGCUCACGCGUCUGAAGCUGCUCGAUCUAUCGUGGAACCGGUUGAGUGAUCUGCAGCCAGAGCUGUUCCGUGGUUUGGGCGAGCUGGAAGAGCUGCACCUGUCGCACAAUCUGCUCGGUGCGUUGCGUGCCAACGUGUUCGGUACGUUGCGUGGUCUACGCACCCUGGAUCUUAGCUACAACAACCUGCAAACGCUCGGUGCCGACUCACUGCAACCCGGACUGCCGGUUACCAAUGUGAAUCUUCGAGGUUGCAACCUUACCCGGCUGGAGCCGGGCGCGUUCCGUGGUCUUUCGAAUUUAGCGGAGCUAACACUGGAAGAGAACUACCUUCCGGCGAGCGAGCUGCGACAUCUGGACGCCAGUCCGGUACGUACGUUGCGGCUUUCGGCCAACAAUUACUCGCUCGUACGGGAAGGUUUGCUGGAGCGUUUAGCCUCGCUGCAGGUGUUGGAGUUGGCGCGUUGCUCGAUCGGCGAUCUGCCCACGGCUCUGCUCCAGCGCAACGUUAACCUCGUCCGGCUGGAUCUUAGCGAGAAUGAACUGCGCGUCCUUCGCCGAGGAUCGUUUGCUGGGUUGCAUGUGUUCAAGGAGCUACGCUUGCACGGCAACCGUCUGGUGGACUUUCCCCAUCUGGCGCUGCUGAAUGUUUCGACGCUGGAGGUGUUAACCCUGUCACGGAACCAGCUAACUGCGAUUGAUUUCUACAAGCUCAGUGGUUUGCCAAACCUAAGAACGCUUGAUCUGCACGCAAACAGCAUCACCACCCUGGGCGGCUUCACGGUCGAUACGCUGCCCCAUCUGGACACGCUAGAUUUGAGCGGCAAUCUGCUGCUAGCCCUGCCGGAGAACUUCUUCAAACACUCCGUCAGCUUGCAGCGGGUCGAUUUGUCACUCAAUCGGUUUGGGCGUAUCCCUAACCUCGCCUUGUCGGAGGCAUCGCUCGCCCGACUUGCCUGGCUCAAUCUAACCGGCAAUCCGCUGCAGCGCAUCUCGGCUGACGCUGAUCAACAGCGCUUUCCCCAUCUACGUGAGCUCGUGAUUAGCCGCACCAACCUGUCGAUCGUGACGAGUAAAGACUUCGAGCUGUAUCCAGCAGUCCAAAGGCUACAUCUAUCCCACAAUCGCAUUAACCGUAUCUCACCAGGUGCGUUUGUUGCACUCGCCAGCCUACAGCUGCUAGAUCUUAGCGCGAACGAGCUAGAGCUGCUGCCGAAAGAACGGCUGCAGGGGUUGCGCUUGCUCGAGACGCUAAACCUCUCCACCAACAGCAUCCGUGAGCUGGACGAGUUUGCCCAGGACCUGCAGAAGUUGCGUGUGCUCGAUGCCUCGGGCAAUCAGCUCGAACGUAUCAGCAAGAACGCGCUCAGACAUUUGGGUGCGCUACAGGAGCUGUAUCUGAACGGCAACCGAUUGGUGACGGUUGCGUCCGAUGCGUUCCGGACGCUGCGAGCCCUGACGACGUUGGAUCUGCGCAAGAACUACUUUGAGUACGCACCGCUCCGUGCGCUGAAGCCACUCGAAACACAUCUGCAGCAGUUGCGACUAGAAGAUAAUCCGCUCGUCUGCUCGUGCGAUACCCAGGAGCUGUGGGAGUGGCUGAGCGACCACCGGAAGUGGGCCCGCGGUUACGACAACGUGCGGUGCGAGCAGCCGGCCGAGGUGCAGGGCAAGCUGCUGUUGACGAUGGAACCGCAAGAGUUUUGCGACGUGCCGCUCAUCCUGAAGAUUGCCAUCCAGGACAUACAGCCGUACUCGGUGCUGGUGUCGUGGCAGAGCCGGGAACACUCCGGUUUGCACGGGUACCACAUCAUCUACCAUUCGCUGGACACGGUCGAGGAUAUUCGCGGCAAAACGAUGAACCGGUCCUCGAACUCGGCCAAACUGAACCGACUGUCCUCGAACACACGGUACUUGAUCUGUGUGCUCGGUCUCGGCAGCUGGCUAACGUACCACAGCGAUAUCAACAGUUUGCUGAACCAAUCGAACCAGCUGCAGAACCAGAUCCUGAACAGUGGGUCCGCCCUGCACAGUGGCUACGCAGCGGGCGAGCUGGACGCAUCCCUCUCGAACACGCUGCUCUCGCUGAUGAUGGACACACCGACGUCCCGGUGCACGGAAGUGCGCACGCUGGACGCGAUCGGGCCGAACCCGCUGGCCGAAGCGGACGGCAUGUCCGGCCGGAGCAUCAUCCACUCGAUCCUGACGCGGCGCCUCGGGCUCAUCGUUGGCUGCUGUCUCGGCAUCGUCGUCUUUAUCGUGCUCAUCUCCGUGCUCGGUUGGCUGAAGAUUAAGAAGCAGCGGCUGGAGGCGGCCAAACGCCAGCAGCAACCGCACCAGCCCGAGUUCAUUUCCUACCGACACUUUUCCAUCCCGAACGACGAGCACGGCCGGGACGGGGUGGCCGGUGCGAUAGGUGCGGGGGGUGGCGGUGGUGGUGCUGGUGGCGGUGGUGUUGCCCUACUCGAUGGGCAUCCGUCGUUCAUUUCCGGUGCGGUGCUGGGCACAACCACCACCAUGAACGGUGGUGGACCGGACGAGCACAAGAAGCUUUUCCUUACCGACAGUUGAAACGGGCGCCGGACGGAUGGGGUCAAUGCUUCCCUUUCCACGCUUGCUCUGGUCAAUUACAGCUAAGCGCGGUGAGCGGAAAACGAGGGGCAGGGGGAUGGGGUGAUGGGUGCCGGUAUGAUUUUCUAAUACAAACAAAUCAAAACAGCAAACAAUGCGAAUGUGAACGAAAAUAGUACUAAUCAAACCCAUAGCUAAUCGUGACUCCCUGGUGAAGAACAUGGGUGGCCAGCAAAUUGGUGUGUGUGACUGUGUAUGUGUGUGCGUGUGCUGGGGGAGGGUGCUGAAGAAUAGUGUAUAAUCAGAGGGAAAGCAGGUGGCGGAAGUGAUUGCCUGAUUGGGAACACUUCUUUUAGUCGGUUGUUACAUUAUUACAUUAUGUAUGAUGGGUUGCCUACAUUAAAGGCUCGGCGGGAUGUAUUGCUUUUUAUCAAACUAAUACUCUGUUACGUGGAAAAGCAGUAAGAAAUAGAGUGUUUUUAUUUAUCUACUUGAAAUAGUUUAAGUCGCAACUGUAAUGAAAGUUGUCUAAAGGAAGUGACAAUUGUAAGUUAUGAGUAUUGCAUACUGACAGGCGCUCUGGUUUGGCAUGCAAUGGUCGUUCACGUUUGGCUCCGUGCUGUUUAUUUUUAAAAUUUAAUUUAACCCUUCAAAUAUAAUUUAAGGUGUUUCUACUAUAUUUUUAAUUAAUUCCUAAAGUGUUAUUCAACAACAAAAAAAUCCAAACGAAGCUUUCGGCAAAAAAAACGAGACAGAAAGGAAGGGAGAAGAAGAAAAAAUGCAAAGGGGGAAAAAGAGGAAAUAAUGACCAAAUUUUCAUGAACAAAACAAGAACAAAAUUACUCAUUGCCCACUGUUCGAAACGAUGGCCCGCAGCAGCCAUUUUGAUCGUUAUCCAGCAAACUACUAGUUUUGUAAAUAAUUUGUAGAAACAAAAAUAAUUGAGCUUGAUCACGGCAAUGUGGCCCUGGUGCAUGUCCGGUGGUGUGAGGUGUGUUCGAGCAGUUGUACCACAGCUUAAAACAGUUGAAUGGAAGAGAAUGAGUCGUCUUUUUGAUACCGAGCUAGAGACAACAUGCAGGAAGUUAUCGCGAGUCUCGCAACAGGGGCAAAACAGAACUAAAGCAAGCGCUUCGGGAGGGGUUUCUUUCUGGAUAAAGAAUUUUUUUUAAGUUUUCAGGCUUUUCUUUAUCGAUUUAUUGCAUUAUUCCCUUCACCAAAUCUGUUCUUCAAAGAUAAAAUGGGAUCGUUCGAGUGAUGUCUGGGUGUGUGUCUCGCAUUGGAUUGACAAAAAAACGGAUUAACCGGAAAAGGAAGAUUAAACAAAUACGAGUCGCGAGUAUCGGGCUCUGACCAGUGUUAUUUCAUCUUGUUCUAAGCUCUUUGGUUGUAUCCUUUCUGGGCCAGGGUUUUGGUGCGGUACUUCACAGCGUAAGAAAGAGUAAGAUGUCUAUGUUGAAAGCGAUCCAUAUUCAAUGCAUACGAAUUCUUUGUAUCGAAUUUAAAUCCUGUUUGCUUUUCUUGUAGUGUUUAAACGUCCAACGUGAGAGAGAAACCAUCUUAAAGGGCGCGGUUUACCAUGGUUACUGCUAUAAGCUCGAAGGUCCUGUACUAACCAAGAGUGCAGCCAGUCACAGACCACAUUAAUAACCAUUCGAUCAGCCCACCAGCUGACUGAAAAACGAAUGGUGGUCUGUUGUUUAUCCUUCUGUUUUGGGAAAAUGUCUGUCCAGAUAUGUUGUCGUUUCUUCAAAUAUCACUCGUCUUGAUCCACUGAACAGUCUGCAGCGCUUUUAUUUACUUUAGUUUACCAUUGUGAACGAUCUGGAUAGAGCACGACGAGGACGUAAUUCGCACGGUGGAAAGCGGUUUUUCUCAUCAUUAUCCAUCGAAUGAUUGUUUUCACUUUGUCGGAGUAUGUUUCGCCGAAUGUGUUAUCGAACCGUGGGGCUUGGUCGACGAGGGCGUUUUACCCAGUGGGCGUUGUACUAAUACCGAAUCGAACGCUAUUAGUGCUAGCGCAUGGGACUUCAAGGAAUGUUUUUUUGUUUUUGUCGAGCGAAAAACAUCCUACAGCAUAUCGUGAGCUGUUUAUUUUUGUUUAUCGAUGCUUCAGAAAGAUGGUUUGAGCUCUUUGAAGUGAUUUUUUCCUUUGAAAAAAAAAAUCUUGCUGGCUACAGUUCGUGCACAAACUCUUACCGAAAACCGAUUUUUAAGUUAUCCGUUAUCGAUUUGAACCUCGAACACGAACUACGAACGAUCUCAUCUAUGACGAUUCUAAGGAGACUUAUUUGAAUUUUUGGAUUACAAGAACAAAAGAUUUUCGUUUCAAUACAUUCAACUACUGCCGAAAAUUUAAUUGGAUCAUAGAAAUCACGAUUAUGAACGGGUUUUGCUUUACAUCAUCAGUUUUCUGUUCACUUUUGUUUUUUCAAUUCGUUUCAAUGUGCAACUUGCUUGCAGAAAAGUUAAACCGCUUGAAGUUGGCGUUUGGAUUUGGAAUGUAUUGUGCGCCUAAUGGUAUGCAAUUUAUCGAACAACAUAAAGGCAUAUAGUGUGAAACCCUACUCCGAACCAAUGAGAUCCCCCCCCCUCCCCCCCCCAAAUAAUCUUCUAAAGUUCCGUAAGAAUUUGCAAACUGAACUUAAACAGUAACAGAUUGCAUACCUUCAGGCGAUCACAUAUAAACAGUUUGUUUUAUUUAAUUUCUUAAUGCAAAUCAAAAGUUAAAUAUUUGUUUAAGAACUUUAUUUUUAGAAUUGAAUAUUAAUAAUCUUUUUUUUCUAUUAACCGCCUCCCCUCCCCCUAAACGAGUCGAUUUGUUUCAUAGUGUUUGUGCUUUGAGCAUGCAAGCGACAGAAGAAGCAAACAAUUGUUUGCUACCUUUUGCUAGGGGAAGGAAGAUCUAAAAUCUAAAAGAAAAACCAUUAGAAAAUAAGUGAAAUAAAUUUUGGUGCUAGCUAGUUAAAGAUUCGGAUCGAUUGCCGGGGCUUUUAUUUUCUGUUUCCGGGAACAUGUUGAUUAGGAAGCGAACCAUUGCUAUGAUUUUUCCUGUGCCGCUUGCUAGGAGCGUGAAAGUAGUUUGACACUGUGAAUGAGGGAAAAGAGUCGCUAAACUGUUUAGUUUUUGUUUACUCGUAAAACAUGGCCUGGGAAAAAUGGGCAAAAAGAUAUCGUUUGUUUGUAAUGAGCAGUUAAUGAUGUGGUUAAGGUCAAACCUAAAUUUAGAAUUUUAUAAAGCAGAAAAAUAAGCUUUAUUAAACAAAAACAAACGAAAAGAACUAAAUCGUAAUCGUAAAAAGGGACAUGUAAAAAAAAAACAACCAAGAAAUCAACAACGAUCCAUUGUUUGGGAAGAUAUACUCAAGACAACCCAGUUGAUGUAAGUGAAGGCGGGAGUGUCUUUUAGCAAUUCAUAAUUGUUUAACUGCAAACUUUUAAUUUUGAAGAAUUUUAUUUUUGCAAAACAAGUUACUACGAUACUAAAACGGAAAUCAAAAUUCAAAACAAUUCAAUGAAAACAGAUUGCGAAUGUAUCACUAAUGUAUAGUAAACCCGCAAACAAGUGAUAAUCGAACGUACUAGGCGAGACGAGGUCGAGUAGAUAAAGGGCGGCAGAGUUGUGCAGCGUAAGAAAAAGCUUAAGUAAAAUGAAAUAACAAAAUAUUGUUUUUCGUACAGAUAGAAAACGAGCGGAACAGUUAAGCUAACGUAUGCGCAGUGUGGAUGGUGAAGAAGCAAAAUCAAAACGAAUUAAAAGAAAAUCAAACCCGACAUGCUGAACACAAAUACUUCUUCCAAAAAUUGUACAUAAAACAGAAAUGGAUAGUUGGGCAAGGGAAACAUAAAGGAAGGCUAGUUCCACCUUGCACCAAUAUCGUCCGUAUGCUAUGUAAUUCAACAAAGCAAACGAUGUUUUAUUUAUGUUGAAAACAGGGCCUCCUUAAGCGUACAGCAGCUCGGCAAAGUGGGCCGAAUGGUCGAAAUGUUUGCUAGUUUAGAGUGAAUUUCGGUUUGGGUAAAAUAAUCAAAUCGACAGAACAAACCCCCGAAACUCAAACUCAAGCAAGCCUAGCAGCAACAGUUUAUCAUGGACAUGUAAGGUGUAAACGAUCGCAAGGAACUCACCCUGAAAAACCCUGAAAUGAAAAUCAAAAUACAAAAUUGAUGUCUGUAUGCCGUUCGAGCGGCACAACCGUUGCUAGGUGCUAGGGCAUUGUGUUUUUUUUUAUUAUUAUAUAAAGUUGGCUUCCAAGUGCAGAUAAUAGCGCCAGCAAAAACAAAAAUGAAAGGCCAAAAAAACCACUGACAAAAUUAAUUUAAAGUUUAGGUAAAUCCAUUCCAUCCCAACAUGCCCGACAGCGAACGAGCGAGCGUUUAAGGGGGUAACGAAUGAUGACGAAUGGCGGACAUUAGGCGUUAGAAGAGAGGUAGGGAGGAGUGAGCAAGUAAAACUCCUUUAAAGAAUCGAAAGUGGAGCGUGAUUAGGACAAACGAAAAACCCAGUUUAGCAAAUAAAAAUGUAUUUAUUCUGAAUUUGUGUUUUAACUGAGGUAAACUUCAAAGCCAAGGUUGGGCAUAGAAAGGUUUGGCCGGUUGAGAAGAGUGUGAAAGAGCGAAAAAAAAUAAUAAAAAUACAAAACAAAGGAAAGAAAACUGAAACUCGUCGGAGUUUCCCCCCACUAAAUCCAGUCGGACGUACUGAGAAAGCAAAGGAAAACAACGACAAACCCCCGUUGAAAAAUGCCUGUAUGACAGUGUAUGAGUGUAUGUAUGUAUGUACGUAUGGGUGUAUGAUUGUCUGAAUAUUUGUGUACUGUGCGAGCGUCUGAGAAUAAUGAUUACAGGAAGUGCUGUGGUGGUGGGUAUGAAGUAAAGGGGGGACAGCAAGGUCAGCAAUUACGAAAUAGUAAGAAUUUAAAUUCGACUGUAAGUAGCCAGCAAGCGGAAUGGAAAACUAACUCGGAAGGAGUGAUGAAGAGAGAGAGAGAGAGAGAGAGAGAGAGAGAGGUGUGACGCAUGUAGCAUGGUGGUUGAUGAGAGCUGGUGCAAUGAUGUGUACGAUGAUCCUAAAAACACAAUAAAAAUUCAUAAACGGACUAA
This is a messenger RNA of Anopheles stephensi (Asian malaria mosquito), 11077 nucleotides long. Its product is annotated as chaoptin. Lineage: Eukaryota; Metazoa; Arthropoda; Insecta; Diptera; Culicidae. The transcript is spliced from 8 exons. The record is from RefSeq and is a predicted model, not a curated record. Gene Ontology annotation, molecular function: protein binding. The coding region runs from base 1394 to 5974 and encodes 1526 amino acids.